Messenger RNA from Blepharisma stoltei, 222 nucleotides. The record is from the annotation of a GenBank genome assembly. NCBI's taxonomy places the organism in Eukaryota, Ciliophora, Heterotrichea, Heterotrichida, Blepharismidae.
AUGGAAACAGUUCUCAAGAACCUGCCAGCUCCUAAUUCUCUCACGGGACUUUUUGUGUAUACCUUUACUUUCUAUAUAAUUACCUUUGCAAUUGCUUGGUGCCUGCAGCCAAAAGGCUUUGAUCUGGAAAGCCAUCGAAAGAAAAUCAUCAAAGCAAGAGAAGAAAGAGAAGCCAAGGCCCAAAGACUUUUAGCAAAAAGAAAUGAAAACAAAGAUAAAUAA